AUGGGGACAGCGGGACGCUUGCCCUCACUCCGCUGGCCUCCCUCCUUCCUCCCCAGGUUUUUCCUCAAGUUUUUCCUCAAGUGCAACCAAAACUGCCUGAAGAACGCAGGGAACCCACGGGACAUGCGGCGCUUCCAGGUGGUCGUGUCGACGACUGUGAACGUGGACGGCCACGUGCUGGCCGUGUCCGACAACAUGUUCGUGCACAACAACUCCAAGCACGGGCGGCGGGCGCGGCGCCUCGACCCCUCCGAAGCAGCCACCCCCUGCAUCAAAGCCAUCAGCCCCAGCGAGGGCUGGACCACCGGCGGCGCCACCGUCAUCGUCAUCGGGGACAACUUCUUCGACGGGCUGCAGGUCGUCUUCGGCACCAUGCUGGUGUGGAGCGAGCUCAUCACGCCUCACGCCAUCCGGGUGCAGACCCCCCCGCGGCACAUCCCCGGCGUGGUGGAGGUGACGCUGUCCUACAAGUCCAAGCAGUUCUGCAAGGGCGCCCCAGGGCGCUUCGUCUACACCGCGCUGAACGAGCCCACCAUCGACUACGGGUUCCAGCGCCUGCAGAAGGUCAUUCCCCGGCACCCCGGAGACCCCGAGCGCUUGCCCAAGGAGGUGCUGCUGAAGCGGGCGGCCGACCUGGUGGAGGCUCUGUACGGGAUGCCGCACAGCAACCAGGACAUCAUCCUGAAGCGCGCGGCGGACAUCGCCGAGGCGCUGUACAGCGUCCCCCGCGCCCCCGCGCAGCUCUCCUCGCUCGGCAGCCACGGCCCCGGCGCCGUGAUGGGGGUGAACUCCUUCGGCAGCCAGCUGGCCGUCAACAUCGGCGACUCGGCGCAGGGCCCCGAGCAAGGCUACUCCCGGAACACGAGCAGCGCCUCGCCGCGGGGCUACGUGCCCAGCUCCACGCCGCAGCAGGGCGCCUACGGCGGCGCCUCCGGCAUCAACGGCUACGGGGGCAGCGGCAUGGCCGGCCUGGGGGUGCCCGGCUCCCCCAGCUUCCUCAACGGCUCCACCGCCAACUCCCCCUACGCCAUCAUGCCCGCCAGCCCCCCCCUCGGCGCCUCCUCCAUCACCCUGCCGUCCGGCACCGCCACCUCCGCCCCCGCCGGGGGCUUCUCCUUCUCCCCCGUCAACAUGAUCUCGGCGGUGAAGCAGAAAAGCGCCUUCGCCCCCGUGGUGAGGCCGCAGACCUCGCCGCCGCCCGCCUGCUCCAGCACCAGCGGCAGCAGCCUGCAAGACCCGGCUUUUGAGGACUCGGACAAGUUCCACACCCCUGCGCGGUCACUCCAGGGACUGGCCUAUUCCUAAGCACACCAUGCCCAGGCUCCUCGUGCUGCCCGCAGGAGCCGGGACAGCCCCGAGCAGCAGACGGGGACGGGACCGAGCG
Molecule: messenger RNA, 1384 nt
Organism: Oxyura jamaicensis (ruddy duck)
Lineage: Eukaryota; Metazoa; Chordata; Aves; Anseriformes; Anatidae
Product: transcription factor COE4-like
Exons: 11
Coding region: 1-1305 (434 amino acids)
Biological process (GO): regulation of transcription by RNA polymerase II
Molecular function (GO): DNA-binding transcription factor activity, RNA polymerase II-specific; RNA polymerase II cis-regulatory region sequence-specific DNA binding
Source: RefSeq, a predicted model, not a curated record